CUUUAAUUCUCAAAAACAGCAUAUUCUUAGUUCACACACGCUUACACUCACACACUCGCACUCACUCUUUCGACUCAAAUCUCAGAAACAACACACAAAGUAGCGAGUGGAUGAUACUUAUAUAGAUAGUGAUAACGGUGGUUUUAACUUCUUCUAGAUUCUUCUUCCUUUUCAUUUCUAACUGCAUUUCUCAAAUCUCAGAUCGAAAAUCAAGGUUAUCAUCAAGGCAGUGUCUACGUUCAUCUGCACUGCUGAUGUAUAUACCAACAAGAUAAUUACAUGGUGGAGAGAUACAACUUAGAUACUUUUGUCUCAGAUGAAUUUUACUAGCUCUACUAUUCUCGAAACACUGUUGCUAUGGGCAUUUGUCUGAUAAAAGGCCAAUGGCUGUGGCUUCUGUAUGUUUUGCUGAUACAUAUUGUAAUUAAUAACAUUGAAGCGAUCAGUCCUGAUGGCGAGGCACUUAUCAACUUCAGGACAGCAAUUACUAGCGAUAUCCUGUUACAAUGGAGGCCUGAGGAUCCUGACCCAUGUAAAUGGAAAGGAGUGAAAUGUGAUCCAAAAACCAAGAGAGUGACACAUCUGAUUCUGUCAUCCCAUAAUUUAAUUGGGACUUUAUCACCUGACCUUGGGAAGUUAGAGCAUCUGAAAGUUAUUGAUCUUCAUUACAACAACCUCUAUGGGAUGAUUCCACCAGAAUUGGGAAAUUGCACUGAAUUACAGGGAAUCUUUUUACAGCGUAAUUACAUUGUUGGAAUGAUUCCAAGUGAAACAGGAAAUCUCUCGCAGCUUCAAGAUUUGGAUAUAUCAGACAAUCUUCUUACCGGGAAUAUUCCAGCGUCAAUUGGAAAGUUGUAUAAUCUAAAAAACUUGUAUGUAGACUUUGUCUGCUAUGAUUGUUCUUUCUUUACGCUCAAUUUUGUUAAUUUGCUAUUUUUCACAUGCAUCUUUCUAAUAGUUUUGUCAUGUUUGAUACUUUGCAGCAAUGUAUCAACCAAUUAUCUGGUUGGACAAAUACCUUCUGAUGGUGUCCUUGCCAACUUUACUGGAAGCUCGUUUGCUGGAAACCCAGGUUUGUGUGGAGUGCAAAUCGAUUCAAGAUGUAAAAAUGAUGGUUUGCCUGGGAAAAUAUCUUCUGACCAAUAUCAAAAUGGAAAGAAGAAUAAUUCUGGCCGACUUCUCAUCAGUGCAUCAGCAACUGUGGGUGCACUACUUUUGGUGGCACUUAUGUGCUUCUGGGGUUGUUUUCUUUACAAAAAGUUUGGUAAAAAUGAUAGAGUAAGUCUUGCAAUGGAUGUUGGUCCAGGUGCCUCAAUAGUUAUGUUUCAUGGAGACCUUCCAUAUUCUUCGAAAGACAUUAUUAAGAAACUAGAGACUUUGAAUGAGGAACACAUAAUAGGAGUAGGGGGAUUUGGAACUGUUUACAAGCUUGCAAUGGAUGAUGGGAAUGUAUUUGCGUUGAAAAGGAUUGUAAAGUUGAAUGAGGGCUUUGAUCGUUUUUUUGAGAGGGAGCUUGCAAUUCUUGGUAGCAUCAAGCAUCGUUAUUUAGUUAAUUUACGUGGAUAUUGCAAUUCACCUACAUCAAAGUUGUUAAUAUAUGACUACCUACCUGGUGGUAGUCUUGAUGAAGUUCUUCAUGAAAGAUCUGAGCAACUAGACUGGGAUUCACGGUUGAAUAUAAUCAUGGGAGCUGCAAAAGGGCUUGCUUACUUGCACCACGAUUGUUCCCCCAGGAUCGUACACCGAGACAUAAAAUCAAGCAAUAUUUUGCUCGAUGGAAAAUUGGAUGCUCGGGUUUCUGAUUUCGGACUUGCCAAACUUCUGGAGGAUAACGAAUCUCACAUCACUACAAUUGUUGCUGGAACAUUCGGUUAUCUAGCUCCAGAGUAUAUGCAAAGUGGCAGAGCAACCGAGAAGACUGAUGUCUAUAGUUUUGGGGUGUUGACACUUGAAGUGCUUAGUGGAAAACGGCCAACAGAUGCAUCAUUCAUUGAAAAGGGUCUCAAUAUUGUUGGUUGGUUGAAUUUUCUUAUUACUGAAAAUAGGCCGAGGGAUAUUGUCGACCCACUAUGCGACGGGGUGCAGGUGGAGAGCCUUGAUGCGUUGCUCUCUAUGGCUAUUCAAUGUGUUUCCUCAAGUCCAGAGGAUCGACCGACUAUGCACCGAGUGGUCCAGUUGCUUGAAUCAGAGAUUGUAACUCCAUGCCCAAGUGACUUCUAUGACUCGAGCUCUGAUUAGAAAGCUCUUGAAGACAAAUUAACCGUAUGUUGUGUUUGCAUCCGUGUUGCUGCAAAUUACUUGCGAGUCAGAAGUGAUGAAACCGGUUAAGAAUCUGCAUGCAACUUUUCAUCUCAAAAUUGCAUUCGUUCAAAAAGUAAGAGUAUGAUGGAAGAUGUUCUUCAUUAGACCACUUCACGACAGGUGUUGCUAUUCCACGGAUAUCAUCAUUCAACAUUAUUGUGAUGGAGUUGCAUGUUAUAUUUCAUAUUUGAUCGUGGUUCCCCCUUCCACUUGUGUUUUCCCCCUCCUUUUGUCAGCAUUUGUAAUCUUAGUCAUAUUGUUCACUCCAAUUUAAGUGUAUAUGAAUAUGUAUAAUCUCAGAAAUUCCACUUUUGCAAGUGAUUCUUGUUAUUUAUUUUUUGUAACAUAUGUUUCCAUAAAAGAAUCCAUCUAAUGAAGGUGGUUGUCAGCUUCUCA
Trifolium pratense (red clover) is the source of this 2697-nucleotide messenger RNA. Its product is annotated as LRR receptor-like serine/threonine-protein kinase FEI 1. Lineage: Eukaryota; Viridiplantae; Streptophyta; Magnoliopsida; Fabales; Fabaceae. The record is from RefSeq and is a predicted model, not a curated record. The transcript is spliced from 13 exons. Gene Ontology annotation, biological process: protein phosphorylation. The coding region runs from base 358 to 2238 and encodes 626 amino acids. Gene Ontology annotation, molecular function: protein binding; ATP binding; protein kinase activity.